Messenger RNA from Jatropha curcas, 1135 nucleotides. RefSeq names its product Integrase-type DNA-binding superfamily protein. Gene Ontology annotation, biological process: regulation of DNA-templated transcription. Gene Ontology annotation, molecular function: DNA-binding transcription factor activity; DNA binding. Lineage: Eukaryota; Viridiplantae; Streptophyta; Magnoliopsida; Malpighiales; Euphorbiaceae. The record is from RefSeq and is a predicted model, not a curated record.
UCUAAUUUCUCAAUUAAAUCAUUUCUUUACAAAUUAUUAUUAACUUAAUUAAUUAAUAUUUUUAUCUUCUGUAUAUAAAUCGGUCCAUGUUUCCUCGGCUCCAUCGACAGCACAUGAAUCUUUCCCAAGUACGACAGCAAAACGCCAUGAACAACCAAAACUUGCUCCCCGUUCCGUUCUUUUCCAACCCUGAAACUUAUCAGUUAUCCGAAAAGGUUCAUUUCUUGACUGAAACGUCGUCUUUUUAUAAGCCUCUGUUUGCUCCCCAUUACCCCAUCUCUUCCAUUUUAGCUCAUAAUAACUACCUUAACCAACAUAACUGCUGUCCUGUAUCGGUCGAUGUCUCGGUUUCAGAUUCCUUUGUUCCUAGCAAGAAAGAACCCGAUACCCAAACUCAAUCGCUGCCCGUUCUUGAUGGAAUCGCUGCUGUUGUUGGCCAGCACAUCCUUUUUGGAACCAAUACCUCCGCCAAUGGUAAGAACCUCGAAACAUCAAUUUCACAACGGACCGGCUCAAAGACAACGAACCACGAGGAUGAUGGUCACCGGAAAGUUACUGGAAUGCCCAUGCAAAGGAGCUAUAGAGGAGUGAGAAAGAGGCCGUGGGGAAGAUGGUCAGCAGAGAUACGUGACCGAAUAGGGCGCUGCCGCCACUGGCUGGGCACAUUCGACACAGCAGAAGAAGCGGCGCGUGCAUAUGACGCGGCGGCGAGGAGACUCAGAGGUGCAAAAGCAAGAACAAAUUUUGAAAUCCCUUCUGUGCUGCCGAUUUCGUCUCCAACUUCCUCAGGUUCAUCUACGGAAGUUAGAAAGAGAAAUAGUAACAAAGGAAAUGGUGGUAAAAAGUGCGCAGUUGUUACUUCUGUUGCUCAUUUGUUUAGUGAUAUCAUUAACACCAAUAGUGUUUUUGAAGGGAAGACGAACAGUACAGUAAGUAACAAUAAUAAUGCUAAGUUGGAGCUUGACCUGAAGCUGGGGAUGGGAUUUGGUGAAAAUGGAAACAAGAGAGAUGCUCCUUAUAUGGUUAUUUAGGGUUCUUGGUUGUUAGCAGCUUUUUUUCUAUAUUACAUAAGGAACCUUUCUUGUUUUCUCUUUUUGUUUUUGGGUAAAAUUAGGUUAGCAAAUAUGAAUGUAUG